AUGGCUUUGCAAAUGCAGACCUCGACGACGGCGGCUUUCGUAAACUCCGCGCCAUCUACGCGCACCGGACGAUUCUCCCCUCUCGGAACAGUCGCUGUUCGCCGGGAAAUGUUAACGGCGUGGAGAGGAGUCAGAUGCAGCGGCGGUGGAGUUGGAAUCGGAGGAGACGCCGGGAAGAAGAAAGCGGUUCCUAAUUCGAACUAUGUAGUGCCUAUGGACAAGUUCUCGUCUUCUUCGUCGAUCACUCGGCCUCUGAUUGAGAUACUUCGCGAUCUUAACAAGAAGAUCCCUGAUAACAUCGUUAAGAGCCACGAGCCUGGUUCCAAUGCCGCUUCUUCUGGCUUUAUCCCUUGGUUCCAUGCAAAUCGGAUGCUCAGCUUCUAUGCACCUGGCUGGUGUGGGGAAGUUCGCGAUGUCAUUUUCUCUGAGAAUGGUAAUGUCACGGUUGUUUAUCGUCUUACCAUUCGUGGCUCUGAUGGUGAGGCACAUCGUGAAUCUACUGGGACAAUAACGACGACUGAUGAUCACAUUGAAGAUCCAGUUACUGCAGCUGAGGAAAUAGCAUUCUGCAGAGCAUGUGCUAGAUUUGGUCUCGGCUUGUAUCUGUAUCACGAAUCAUCCUAG
Molecule: messenger RNA, 624 nt
Organism: Microthlaspi erraticum
Lineage: Eukaryota; Viridiplantae; Streptophyta; Magnoliopsida; Brassicales; Brassicaceae
Source: the annotation of a GenBank genome assembly